CAGGCGCGAGGUAGUUGCGCGGCAGGAAGGCGCUGCCGUUCACGUGGAAGAACUUGGCGUAGUGCAGCGGCGAGGCGGCGUGGAAUUGGAACCGACAGACUGGAUGAAGCUUGCAUCACCACAGUUUGUGCAAUUACAUGUGCAUAUGCGUGCUGUGUAUUCAUACAUGUGGUGGGAGUGUCUCGGGCCAGGAUAUGUACGGCAGAGUGCUCAGCCUGCACUGAGGUGACAGAUGGACAGAUGGACAACACGACAGUUUAGUCCCUGUCCUACCCUCCACCACCACUGCGGUCUGGAAGCUCCAUCAUUCUGUGAGCACAAGUCUGAAGAUCUCAUAAGCAAGAACGGUCCCCAGAGAGGGGCUGGUGGAGUGCGACUUCCUGCCCAGGGUCCACAUGCAUCGCCUAAGGGAUUUGUCUACACUCAUCCAGAGCUGGCACAGCCAGGGCGGUCAGCUAUCUGUCCACGGACCUCUCCUCCCUGGAGCCUCAGCUUACUGCGGCCUCUUCUCCCUAGCACAUCGUGUGAGGGAAUGAAAUAGAACAGUCCUGGGGGAGACAACAGGAAGGACCGACCUGAGUUCAGAUCCAGAUGCCACAUCUGUGGGAUCCCCACCAACAUGCUUGUCUUCUCUGACCCCUGGUCUCCUCAUGUGUCAGUGCUGGUAGCCUGGACCUCAUCCUGCCCACCACUGUGGUGUCUACAGACUCAGAGCUACCGGGGAGAAGCGUGGGGCAAAUAACCCUCGCUAGAGAGCCAGAGUGAGAGUCACGGCAGGUAAUGCACAAGGUGGUGUGAGCACCCCAAGGAAAAGCCGCUGGGAACCAGGGGGCCAGGACUCGAUGCUAUGGGGCUUGCGGGACCAGAGACAGCUGCGCAGCCACGCGUGACCCUGCUGCCUACACUCAAUGGGAGUGACCCAAUAUACGAUGAUGUGGAUGGCCCCUGGCCAGAGAUCCCAGAGAGGUCGCCAUGUGUAGCUGGUAUCAUCCCUGUCAUCUAUUACAGCGUCCUGCUAAGCCUGGGACUGCCUGUCAACCUCCUGACUACAGUGGCCCUAGCCCGUCUCGCCGCCAGGACCAGGAAGCCCUCUUACCACUAUCUCCUGGCGCUCACAGCUUCGGAUAUUGUCACGCAAGUGGUCAUCGUCUUCGUGGGCUUCCUCCUGCAGGGAGCUGUGCUGGCCCGCCAGGUGCCCCAGGCUGUGGUGCGCACGGCAAACAUCCUGGAGUUUGCUGCCAAUCACGCCUCAGUCUGGAUUGCAGUCUUGCUCACGGUGGACCGUUACAAUGCGGUGUGCCGCCCCCUGCGCCAUCGGGCCACCGCGUCCCCAGGCAAGACCCACCGCGCCAUUGCCACGGUCCUUGGCGUUGCCCUGCUGACAGGCAUCCCGUUCUACUGGUGGCUGGAUGUGUGGAGGGACGCAGACCCUCCCAGCACGAUGGACGAAGUCCUCAAGUGGGCUCACUGUCUCAUUGUCUACUUCAUCCCUUGCAAUGUUUUCCUGGUCACCAAUUCAGCCAUUAUCCUCCGGCUACGGAAGAGGAGCCAGCGAGGGCUGCGGCCCUGGGUGAGCAAGAGCACGGCCAUCCUCCUGGGUGUCACCUCCCUCUUUGCUCUCCUUUGGGCACCACGCAUCUGUGUCAUGCUGUACCACCUGUAUGUGGCCCCCGUUCAUCGGGACUGGAGGGUCCACCUGGUCUUGGAUAUAGCCAACAUGGUGGCCAUGCUCAACACAGUUGUCAACUUUGGCCUCUAUUGCUUCAUCAGCAAGACUUUCAGAGCCACAGUCCGACAGGUCAUCCAUGAUGCCCACAUGUCAUGCACCGUGAAGUCACAGCCAAAGGGCACGGAGGUAGAACUUGUGUUGAAGUCUGUAGGGGCAGAGAUAUAGAGAAAGGGGACCGGGCUAGCUAUCCCAAGGGUCACAGGGCCACCUGCAAAGAGACCUUUGCAACUGUUUUGUUUUGAUUUUUUGAGAAGGGUUUCCCUGUGUAGCCCUGGCUAUCUUGAAACUCACCCUGUAGGCCAGGCUGGCCUCAAACUCAGAGAUCAUCUACCUCUGCCUCCUGAGCGCUGGGAUGAAAGAUGUGUGGGCCUACUGCCAGUGAGAGCUUUGCAACUGUACCCACCAAAACUUGACCAACUUUGCUGUCUGGGGGGAGAGAAAAAGACUCCCCUUUGAGUGACUCCAGGUAGAAAGAAGAAAAAAAAUAGCCACCCUACAGGUGAGCAUCAUCCCAAUUCCCAUUUUCUGGGGGAAGGACAGGCCUCUGCGGGCCCAUACAUCAGAACAGCUGCUGGGGUACCCCUUUGGAAGGGGCCGUCCACCUGGCACAUUCAGGGCAAAUGCUAAUGUGAGCCGAAUGGACGGAUGGAAUGAUGGAUGAAUAGACAGAUUCGUGUGAACCUGGCCUGCCUCCCGCUUCCUAAACUGGUGGCCUCUUUGGCCUCCAGUGGCAAAACUAAAGUCUGAACAGAAGGCUAUCUGUAGAGACUCAAGUCCUCUCCUGGGCUGAGGGAGCCAAUGUUUUUGGCUGAGCAAUGGAGGUGCCGAGAUAAGGAAUAGAGGUCCCCAGUGUCUUAACACAUAUUGGGUGUCCCCAGGUCUAACCCAGUCAGGGAGAAGAACCCCUAAUUUGAUUCUGAAUUCCUCCGUGCACCAGCACCACAGUGGGUCUAUGGGUCUUGCUUUACCGUCAUCAGUCUAUGGCA
This is a messenger RNA of Alexandromys fortis (reed vole), 2715 nucleotides long. RefSeq names its product G protein-coupled receptor 142 (gene Gpr142). The record is from RefSeq and is a predicted model, not a curated record. The transcript is spliced from 7 exons. Gene Ontology annotation, molecular function: G protein-coupled receptor activity. Gene Ontology annotation, biological process: G protein-coupled receptor signaling pathway. Bases 848 to 1894 code for a protein of 348 amino acids. Gene Ontology annotation, cellular component: plasma membrane. Lineage: Eukaryota; Metazoa; Chordata; Mammalia; Rodentia; Cricetidae.